GUUGGCGAAGGCCGCUGCUCCCGCCGAGGAGGAGGCGGCGGCGGGGCGCUGGCGUGCCGCUCAGGUGUCCGCUCCGCCUUCCGGCCUGAAUUUAGCUCCGUGAGUCCAGCGAGAAGGGGACCGCCGACACCUCGCCCUACUGCCGGCCGGAGCGCGACGCGGACUUCCACCGGAGGCGGGGCCCGUCAUCCCGGCGGCGGACCGACGGACCGACGCCGGGGACAGAGGGCGGUGGCCUCGGCGGAGACGGGCCCCGAACCCCGGCGGCAGACGCGCGGCCUUAGGGGCGAGCAUGAGCCCCGGGACGCCGAAAGGGGGCCGCAGGGGCUGAACCGGGCGCGGAGCGGCCUGGCCCAGCCAUCUUGACUGCGUACAGCGGCCCGCCCGAGAGGAAACUUGCUGCGCCGCCGCCCUAGGUGCCCGGCAAAGUCACCGGCGCGCGCGGAGAAAGCGAGCGACAGAGGGACGAUGAGCCGGGGGCCGGCCAGUCUGCCCUGCGAGGGCUGAGCCCGGCCGGAGUGAGCGGGGCAGACCCAGGGACUGGGGCGCCCUCCGGCAGCCACCCUCGUCUCCCGCGGCGCCGUGAGGACGCGUCCCGCGAAGGGACCAGGCUAUCGGCAGACCCCCCCCACCCCGAUCCCGGGAGAGGCGGGAGAGAGCCCGGCAGGGCGCCCUCUCUCCCCUCCUCCGGCGCUCUUGCAGGAUCUCCCAGCGCCCCUCCGCGCGCCGCCCGGAGGGCGAAGGCGCGUGGCCGAGGCGCGCAGCAUGGAGUGGGGUUACCUGUUGGAAGUGACCUCGUUGCUGGCAGCCCUGGCGCUACUGCAGCGCUCCAGCGGCGCUGCGGCCGCCUCGGCCAAGGAGCUGGCGUGCCAGGAGAUCACCGUGCCGCUAUGCAAGGGCAUCGGCUACAACUACACCUAUAUGCCCAACCAGUUCAACCACGACACGCAGGACGAGGCGGGCCUGGAGGUGCACCAAUUUUGGCCGCUGGUGGAGAUCCAGUGCUCGCCCGACCUCAAGUUCUUCCUGUGCAGCAUGUACACGCCCAUCUGCCUGGAGGACUACAAGAAGCCCCUGCCUCCCUGCCGCUCGGUAUGCGAGCGCGCCAAGGCCGGCUGCGCGCCCCUCAUGCGCCAGUACGGCUUCGCCUGGCCCGACCGCAUGCGCUGCGACAGGCUGCCCGAGCAGGGCAACCCUGACACGCUGUGCAUGGACUACAACCGCACCGACCUCACCACGGCCGCGCCCAGUCCACCGCGGCGCCCACCGCCGCCGCCGCCGCCCGGCGAGCAGCCGCCCUCCGGCAGCGGCCACGGCCGCCCGCCCGGAGCCCGGCCCCCGUCCCGCGGCAGGGGCGGCGGCGGGGACGCGGCUGCGCCCCCCGCGCGUGGCGGCGGCAGUGGCGGCGGAGGCGGGAAGGCGCGGCCCCCUGGCGGCGGCGCGGCGCCCUGCGAGCCGGGCUGCCAGUGCCGCGCGCCCAUGGUGAGCGUGUCCAGCGAACGGCACCCUCUCUAUAAUCGCGUCAAGACGGGCCAGAUCGCCAACUGUGCGCUGCCCUGCCACAACCCGUUCUUCAGCCAGGACGAGCGCGCCUUCACCGUCUUCUGGAUAGGUCUGUGGUCGGUGCUCUGCUUCGUGUCCACCUUCGCUACCGUCUCCACCUUCCUCAUUGACAUGGAGCGCUUCAAGUACCCCGAGCGGCCCAUCAUUUUCCUCUCAGCCUGCUACCUCUUCGUGUCUGUUGGCUACCUGGUGCGCCUGGUGGCGGGCCACGAGAAGGUGGCGUGCAGCGGCGGCGCGGGGGCCGCAGGCGGGGCGGGGGGCGCCGGGGGCGCGGCGGCGGGCGCGGGGGCGGCGGGCGCGGGCGCGGGCGGCCCGGGCGGGCGCGGCGAGUACGAGGAGCUGGGUGCCGUAGAGCAGCACGUGCGCUACGAGACCACGGGCCCGGCGCUUUGCACCGUAGUCUUCCUGCUCGUCUACUUCUUCGGCAUGGCCAGCUCCAUCUGGUGGGUGAUCCUGUCGCUCACGUGGUUCCUGGCGGCGGGCAUGAAAUGGGGCAAUGAGGCCAUCGCCGGCUACUCGCAGUACUUCCACCUGGCCGCGUGGCUCGUGCCCAGCGUCAAGUCUAUCGCCGUGCUGGCGCUCAGCUCGGUGGACGGCGACCCGGUGGCGGGCAUCUGCUACGUGGGCAACCAGAGCCUGGACAACCUGCGCGGCUUCGUGCUGGCGCCGCUGGUCAUCUACCUCUUCAUCGGCACCAUGUUCCUGCUGGCCGGCUUCGUGUCGCUCUUCCGCAUCCGCUCGGUCAUCAAGCAGCAGGGCGGCCCCACCAAGACACAUAAGCUGGAGAAGCUCAUGAUCCGCCUGGGCCUCUUCACCGUGCUCUACACCGUGCCCGCCGCCGUCGUGGUCGCCUGCCUGUUCUACGAGCAGCACAACCGCCCGCGCUGGGAGGCCACGCACAACUGCCCGUGCCUGCGGGACCUGCAGCCGGACCAGGCGCGCCGGCCCGACUACGCCGUCUUCAUGCUCAAGUACUUCAUGUGCCUGGUGGUGGGCAUCACGUCGGGCGUGUGGGUCUGGUCUGGCAAGACGCUCGAGUCGUGGCGCGCGCUGUGCACCCGCUGCUGCUGGGCCAGCAAGGGCGCGGGCGCGGCCGGCGCGGGCGCGGCGGGGGGCGGCCCCGGGGGCGGGGGCCCGGGGGCCGGCGGGGGCGUGGGGCCGGGCGGUGGGGCGGGCUCCCUGUACAGCGACGUCAGCACCGGCCUGACGUGGCGGUCUGGCACGGCCAGCUCCGUGUCUUAUCCAAAGCAGAUGCCAUUGUCCCAGGUCUGAGCGGAGGGGAGGGGGCGUCCGGGAGGGCUGGAGAGGGGGCGAGGAGACCGAGUGUUGCGGCGGGGGGGACACUCGGAGGCAGAGGGUCCCCCCCCUUCACCGUGUUGAUUGCUAUUAGCAUGAUAAUGAACUCUUAAUGGUAUCCAUUAGCUGGGACUAGCUUAGAACAAAGUACCUGGCAUUGAAGGCUCCCAGCCCCAGCCCCCGUUCCUCCACCGACGGGCGAGGAAUUCCUCCCGCCAGGCGUUAAUUUGUCUUGGCAGAGGAGCGUGAGCUCUGCUGCCGCGUUUCCAGGACCCAAGGUUUGGAACCCUCGCUGGUUGCCAUUUGCUGAGCUUGAAGCCAGACUUACAGAUUUCACCUGAGGGACCUAGUUUCCGCCCUCGACUCUCCUGCGUAAACCCUCACCCCUAACACGUCCUAGAGGAGGGAUGACCGCGACCUAAUGGGAUUGCACGGUUUGGGUAUUCUUAAUGACCAGGCAGAUGCCUUAAGUAAACAAACAAGAAAUGUCUUAAUUAUACACCCCAAGUAAAUACGGGUUUCUUACAUUAGAGGAUGUAUUUAUAUAAUUAUUUGUUAAAUUGUAAAAAUGUGUAAAAUAUGUACAUAUCCAAAGAUAUACAGUCUGUACAUUUUCUGUAAAAAGUUUAGAGGCCACCCCUGUAAGAACAAAUAUAAGUAUUCUAUUUUGGCAAUAAAAUGACUUUUGAUAAAUGAUUUAAACAUUGCCCUCUCCCCCUGCCUCUCCUAAACUGUUAAACCUUGAAAGUGCUUUUUGCUGAGGGCCCGUUGGAAACACGGACAUUUGCUAGUUUCUCAUUAUGUACGCUGCCCUUAGGCAUGGAGAAAAUGACCUGUUAAACUCUAGUUCCUAAGUUGUUAGCAAAGUUGAAAUAUCACUAUUGAACUGAAAUCACGAUCAAGAUUUUGCACCUUU
Messenger RNA from Lagenorhynchus albirostris (white-beaked dolphin), 3775 nucleotides. It is a transcript of the gene FZD8, whose product is annotated as frizzled class receptor 8. Gene Ontology annotation, molecular function: Wnt-protein binding; Wnt receptor activity. The record is from RefSeq and is a predicted model, not a curated record. NCBI's taxonomy places the organism in Eukaryota, Metazoa, Chordata, Mammalia, Artiodactyla, Delphinidae. The transcript has a single exon. Gene Ontology annotation, cellular component: plasma membrane. Gene Ontology annotation, biological process: non-canonical Wnt signaling pathway; canonical Wnt signaling pathway. Bases 766 to 2835 code for a protein of 689 amino acids.